Molecule: messenger RNA, 1461 nt
Organism: Physella acuta
Lineage: Eukaryota; Metazoa; Mollusca; Gastropoda; Physidae
Product: phytanoyl-CoA dioxygenase domain-containing protein 1-like
Source: RefSeq, a predicted model, not a curated record
GUGCAAUUCUUGGCACGACUUAGUCGGCCCGUGCAGAGAUUAAAACACUACAGCACGUCUACUUUACACACCGAGUUGCUGACAUUGUUUUUGAUAGUCGUAGCAUACAAGCAUGGCAAAUACGGACGAGUUUAUUGACUGGAGUACGGUACAAGGUCCUAGCGGUGCUCUCUACCCUCCCAUUCAGAGUAAAUCAGAGUGGCAGAACUACAGACUUACAGAGCAGGAGCUAACAACAUUUGAGAGGGACGGAUACCUGAAUCAUGUGCGCGUGUUAUCAGACGAGCAGUGUGAUAGAAUUCUGGAGGAUUACAAAUACUUUCUGGACGAGACCCAGCCCCACCCCAACAUGGACCUCAUGUAUGAGUACCACAGGAACCAGACGGGUGACGUCAACAAUGUGCUCAUGCACGCGCUGGGCCACUGGAGAUUGACGUCACUGUUUCAUGACCUCAUCUACCUGCCCUCCAUCGUGGUCAAGGCCUCCCAGCUGUUGGUACCCGGAUCAGAGGUCAAGGUCCGCUUCUGGCACGAUCAGCUGUUUGCUAAACCUGCCAGGCAUGGCGGCGUCGUGGCCUGGCAUCAAGACUAUUCCUACUGGACCAGGACUACACCCAUACAGCAUCUAACUGUGCAUAUUGCCUUAGAAGACCAGACAGAGGACAAUGGAACCAUACAGUAUAUUCCUGGUUCACACAGGUGGACCAGAAACGGUGGGCCGCUCCCUGUCUUGGACUUUAACUUUAAAGACAUGGAAGGAAUCAGGACGAUCCUGACAUCAGAAGAACUGAGCCAGUUUGUCCCCGUUCCCGCCAAUCUGAAGAAGGGAGAGGCCAGCUUUCAUCAUGCUCUCUCGGUACAUGGGUCUUAUGAGAACAGAUCUGAUACGCCUAGGAGAACAGCCGUGUUAAAUUAUUUUGCUGAUGGUACCUUGAGCAACACCGACAGGGAGCUGGUUAAGGGCAGCUACAUACCAAAGGGAGAGAAAAUGGAAGGUCAGCUGUACCCUCUCGUGUUUGAUCCUGAUUGGUCAACAGCUGAAUGAACCGACCCAAUGAAUUUUGAUUGGAUGACUGUGCUCAUUACAUUCAUUAUGUUUAACUGUAGUACAGUAUUUUAACCACUUUACACAAGACUACAAACUACAGUUAUGUAAAAAAAAUACAGUAACAAAAUUGAUUAUUGUAUUUAGAAUUAAUAUAUUUCAUUCCUUAAGUUUCUGUAUGAGACAUGCCAUUGACGCAAACAACUUUUGAAACAGUACAAAAUAAAACUUGGGAAUCAUUGAAACAUAAGUCUGGAGUUUGUUGUUUUAAAAUUAAUCUUCAAAAAUGAUUAGUUUCCAUAUAACUAAAUUCAGAUUUUAGAUGGUCUGUUUUUUAACUGUAGUCAUGACACAUGUGCUGUUCUUAUAAUGUGUGGUAGAACACAAUGGCAUUACCCUAUUUUCCAGGUGAAAUA